This is a messenger RNA of Aspergillus thermomutatus, 1629 nucleotides long. RefSeq names its product MFS-type gliotoxin efflux transporter gliA (gene gliA). Gene Ontology annotation, biological process: transmembrane transport. Bases 1 to 1629 code for a protein of 542 amino acids. The transcript has a single exon. Lineage: Eukaryota; Fungi; Ascomycota; Eurotiomycetes; Eurotiales; Aspergillaceae. The record is from RefSeq and is a predicted model, not a curated record. Gene Ontology annotation, molecular function: transmembrane transporter activity.
AUGUCUAAUCCUUCCAGCGAAGAGCCCAAGCCAGAGCUGGAUAGCUCUCCCAACGGGUCAAUCAUGGGCCAUGACCCAGCCCCGGCAGAGGAGAUGCAGUAUCCGUCCGGCUUUGCCCUCACCGUCAUCAUGGCCGGCCUGGUGGCCGCCAUCUUCCUCAUCUCGCUCGACACCACCAUUGUCUCGACCGCGAUUCCCAGAAUCACCGACGAGUUCCACACGGUGGCGGAUAUCGGGUGGUAUGGAUCCGCCUUCUUUCUGACGCUCGCCUCCUUCCAAGGCACCUGGGGCAAGAUCUACCGCUAUUUCCCCCUGAAGCUGAGCUUUGUGGCGGCCGUCCUGCUCUUCGAGGUCGGAUCGUUGAUUUGCGCCGUCGCCCAGAACUCCGUCACCCUGAUCGUCGGCCGAGCCAUUGCAGGCAUCGGGGCCGCGGGCAUCUCCUCGGGCUCCUAUACCAUCCUCGCCUUUUCCGUCCACCCGAAGCGCCGCGCGGCCAUGACGGGCGCCAUCGGGGCCAGCUUUGCCGUUGCUGCAGUCGCCGGGCCCCUCAUCGGCGGCGCCUUUACGGAAAACACCACCUGGCGAUGGUGUUUCUGGAUCAAUCUGCCCAUUGGCGGCGUCGCUGCCGGCCUGAUCGUGCUCUUCUUCAAGGCGCCGCCGCAGGCCCGCGCGCAAAACGUCCCGCUCAAGGAGAUCCUGCUGCAGAUGGACGGGUCUGGGAUUGUCCUGCUGCUCGGCGCCAUCCUCUGCUUCUUGCUGGCCCUGCAGUGGGGAGGAUCGGCCAAAGCCUGGAAAAGCGCCGACGUCGUGGGCACUCUGGUCGGGUUUGGCCUGCUGCUCAUCGCCUUCACCGCGAACGAACUCUGGCUACAGGAGAAGGCCAUGAUCCCGCCGCGCUUGCUCAAGGGCCAGACCAUUCUCUUUUCCUGUCUCUACACCUUUUUCUUCUCGGGUUCGUUCUACUUGUUGUUGUACUACCUGCCAACGUACUUCCAGUCCGUCAAGCAUGCGUCCGCCUCGGAUUCGGGCGUGCGCACCCUGCCGCUGGUCCUGGGCGAUGGUCUCUUCGCCACUCUCUCCGGCGCCGCGCUCGGCAUCAUCGGCUAUUACAUGCCACUGUUGACUCUCGGCGGCGUCCUCACCACCGUCGCCAGCGGCUUGCUCUACACCCUCGAUCUCAACUCCGGCCCCGGCGCGUGGAUCGGAUACCAGGCCAUGGCCGGCAUCGGGGUUGGCUGCGCCAUCCAAGUGCCCAUGAUGGCCAGUCAGGCCGUCGUCGCCGUCGAGGAUAUCUCCACCAUCUCGGCCAUCAUCCUCUUCUUCCAGUGCAUGGGCGGUGCCAUCUUCGUGCAGGCCGGUCAGGCCGCCUUCACCAACAAGCUGGUCCAGGAGGUGCAGCACCACCUGCCCAACGUCAGUGCCGCCCUCAUCACGUCGACGGGUGCAACCGAGCUGCAAACCACGUUUAGCGGCCACGAGCUACAGGUCAUUCUCGAAGCGUAUGUGGCCGGUCUGCAGGACUGUUUUAUUGUGUCGAUUGUCUUGGCCGGCAUUGCCACUCUGCUGUCUUUCGGUUCGGGUUGGAAGAGCGUGAAAAGCAAGGAGAAGUCGGCCACUGCCGAGCCUUGA